This is a messenger RNA of Ornithorhynchus anatinus (platypus), 2864 nucleotides long. It is a transcript of the gene CADM3, whose product is annotated as cell adhesion molecule 3. Gene Ontology annotation, cellular component: presynaptic membrane. Gene Ontology annotation, biological process: homophilic cell-cell adhesion. Bases 199 to 1398 code for a protein of 399 amino acids. Lineage: Eukaryota; Metazoa; Chordata; Mammalia; Monotremata; Ornithorhynchidae. The record is from RefSeq and is a predicted model, not a curated record. The transcript has 9 exons.
UCCUCCUCCCUCCCGCCCUCCUUCCUCCCCACCCCCGUCCCCUCCAGGGCCCCGGGUACCGCUGCGGCUCCGGGGAGGGGGACUCUCCCUCCGCUCCGGCCUCCUCCCAUCGCCCCCCCCCGCAUACGAGCCCCCCCGUCCCCCUCCCCCCUUCUCCAGCGGGGACCCCCCCCCCACCGGGGGGGGAAAGGUAGCGCCAUGAAGCCCCCCGCGGCCCAGCCCCUGCCCCUGCUGCUGACCCUGCUCUCCUGCUGCUGGGGACCCGCCCUGGCCAACCUCUCCCAGGACGAGAGUCAGCCCUGGACCUCGGACGAGACGGUGGUGGCCGGAGGAACCGUUGUGCUCAAAUGCAGCGUCAAGGACCCCGAUAACUCAUCCCUGCAGUGGUCCAACCCUGCUCAGCAGACCCUCUAUUUUGGAGAGAAAAGAGCCUUGCGAGACAACAGGAUUCAGCUGGUCCACUCCAGCCCACGGGAGCUGAGCAUCAGCAUCGAGAAAGUGUCCCUGGCAGACGAGGGAGAGUACACCUGCUCCAUUUUCACCAUGCCCGUUCGCACGGCCAAGUCGCUGGUGACUGUGCUCGGAGUGCCCCAGAAGCCUCUAAUCACCGGCUACGAGUCUCCAAUCAGGGAAGAGGGCACCGCCCGCCUCACUUGUCGAUCUUCAGGCAGUAAGCCUGCUGCCCAGCUGAGCUGGAGAAAGGGAGACCAGGAGCUCAAGAGCGAGGCCACCCGAGUGCAGGAGGACCCCAACGGCAAGACGUUCACGGUGAGCAGCUCGGUGGAGUUCCAGGUGUCCCGGGAGGACGACGGGGCCGCCGUCACCUGCGUCGUGAAGCACGAGUCCCUGCAGAACACGGACCGCUCCACCUCCCAGCGCAUCGAGGUCUUGUAUACACCGACGGCAUCCAUCAAGACCGAACCUCUCCAACCCCGCGAGGGUCUUCAGCUAACUCUGCAGUGUGAGGGACAUGGCAAUCCCGUCCCUCAGCAAUAUCUGUGGGAGAAGGAGGGGAGCGAACCGCCGCUGCAGAUGGCCCAGGAGAGUUUCUUGAUCUUUCCCCUGCUCAACAAGAGUGACAGUGGCACCUACCGCUGCACCGCCACCAACCACCUGGGCAGCCACGUUGCCUACUACACCCUCAGUGUCAACGACCCCAGCCCCAUGCCCGCGCAGACCAGCACCUACCACGCCAUCAUCGGAGGGGUAGUGGCCCUCAUCGUCUUCCUGCUGCUCAUCCUGCUUAUCGUCCUAGGCCACUAUCUGAUCCGACACAAAGGCACCUACCUGACGCAUGAGGCAAAAGGCUCUGACGACGCCCCCGACGCGGACACGGCCAUCAUCAAUGCAGAGGGCGGCCAGCCGGGAGGGGACGACAAAAAGGAGUAUUUCAUCUAGAAGGGCCCACUUCCUCCAGCCCCCUCCACCCUCCCACGGGGUGGGGAGGGGCGUGGGCCGGGGGAGCGCCCACCCAAGGCUAGCCGGGGCCGCGGCAUCAACCCGGACUUGUACAGAGCCCCCUUCCUUCCCCCCGACCAGGGGACGCCCCCUCCCCCUCCCGCUUGCUCCCCAUCCCUCCCCCCACCUCCCCGCUGUACAGGUGUCUGCUUGGGCGCGGUUUUGUACUCGGUUUGGAAAUGUGGGGGGUGGGGGAUCGGGAGGGGCCGUCGCUCUCGGCCCUAUCUGUGGCUUCUCUCUGCGUUUGGAUUUCUUUCUUUCUUUUCUGAACAAACCAGAACACAUCAGUGUCCGGGCGGGAGGAGAAGAGGGGAGCUCUCUCGCCCCCCUUGGUGUGGAUGAGCGUGGCGGGGGAGGGUGUCGAGGAGGGGAAGGGGUCCCUGGGGGGGUUUAAGGAGGGAACGAGGGUGUCUCAGCUGCCCUCCCCCUUCUCCAUCCCACCAGUUUCCCGCUCCGUUUAGGAGCACGUGAUUGGCUUCUAGGGUAUUCCUGGUCCGUCCUUGCUGGGGAGGGGGGGCAGGACCGAAGCUAAAGGAUCUCCCCUCGACCUCAAUUCCCCCCCACCCCGAGCCCCCCGCCAGCUCGCACCCUCACUAUGCACCCCCACCCCUCCAGGUUGCUUUUCCCCCCUGGACCCAGGGGGUCUUUUUCCCCGAGGACCGCCCACCCACCACCUCUCAUUCCUAGGGUCUGUCCGAUGGACGAAGGAGAGGGAAGGAGAGAGGGAGGGGCGAUCCCCCCCUCGCCGCCCCCCAUCCCUCCUUCUCUGCCCCUCCUCCCCAUCGUCCUCCCUGAGCCGGUUGCCAUGGAGACAAGGUCCGUCCCGCUGCCCGGCCGAGAAUCAACUCCUUGGCAUCUCUCAACACGCCCUCCCCUCCCCCCUCCCCCGAUGUGCCCGCUGAGGCCCUGGGAAGGGGGGAGCAGGGGGAACUCCUUGCCAACGGACCCCUCCCCUUAUUUUACCCCCUCCCCCCCUCCCCCCCAAAUUGUCCCCUUCAGUUCAGGUAAAGCUCACAGUGACUCUCCCAGACGCGUUCCAGCCUCCCCCAGUUCCAGGACCUCUCCCUCCCGUCCCCCCCCUUGAGGGGUCGAGGGGAGGACCACCGCCCCUCUCAUCCGGGGUCCGCCCCCCGACCUCCGAUUAAGGGACAUACAACUCUUCUUCCUUCCGAUCGAACGACUCUGUCCAUAUUAUACAGAAGCCAUAUUUGUACGGUGGGUAGGGGCGGGGGGCGAGCGGGGGGCUGUCGUGCUGUGUGUGUCUGUCCGGAGAUGGUGGGGGAGGGGAGGGGAAAGGGGGGGGGGGGCGGGGCGGGGACACCAUGUAUCUUUAUAACCUUUCUAACUCUCCUGUGCUAAUCUCGGAGGGACCAUCCCUCAAUAUAUCUGGAUUAUCCGUGUCACUC